ACAAAAGCAACCGUUUUCUUCAAGUGACCGAGUAGGAAAUGGAUCACCGUGCCAGAUGGGCAUACACACAAUCUCAUGUGACAGAAAAAGUUACGCGCACACGCAACAAUAAUACAAAAAAUCUUUUUGAAUAUUUAUCAAUUCUGGUUGCGGGCAGCCUGCCCAAGCAGAUUGAUGGACAUAUUCAAAUUUUAUUGGAUCUUUUAACUUUUUUUGGUGUUGUUUCCAUCGGGAAAAAGAAUGCAAUACUGUAUUCUCCAUAUAUGAAUGUAGGGUCAUAAAAUGUCCAUGUAAUGUACAGGCAUUUUAAAUUUUGUGUAUUCUCUGCUAAUUGCUAGCCAAAAAGGCAAAAGUUCCUUCUCCUUUUGUUCUGCUCAUUCCCUAAUUGCGAACCAAAAAGGCAAAGGUUCAUUUUCUCUUUGUUCUGCCCAUUCCCUGCAAGAACAUUCGAAGGCAUAGUAUUUCUAUUUCUCUGGAGCGGACAUAUUUUUCUUCAUUUUUUUGCCUCCUUUCUGUAUUUUGAAAAUGCUGAGGCGUCUGAGGUCGGAGGUUCGAUCCUUGGUGAGGCAAAGUAGCCAACGUUUGUCUCACACAGGAGAAGCACCGGUGAAAGAUGUUCAGCCACCGCAUCUGCCCGAGUUUCAAUACAAGCCUCGGCCAUACGCAGGCCCAUCCGCCGAAGAAGUAUUGCGCAAGAGAAAGCAGUUCCUCGGCCCGUCGAUAUUUCAUUAUUAUCAGAAGCCUUUGAACAUUGUUGAGGGUAAAAUGCAAUACUUAUAUGAUGAGGAUGGGCGUCGAUAUCUUGACGCUUUUGGAGGCAUUGUUACAGUUUCCUGUGGACACUGUCAUCCAGAUGUUGUGGACGCUAUUAUGAAUCAAACUAAACUACUGCAGCAUGCUACAACAAUAUACUUGCAUCAUGCUAUAGCAGAUUAUGCAGAGGCACUAGCCUCAAAAAUGCCUGGAAAUCUCAAGGUUGUUUAUUUUGUCAACUCAGGCACAGAAGCAAAUGAAUUAGCUAUGUUGAUGGCUCGAUUAUACAGUGGUAACCAUGAGAUGAUUUCUCUAAGAAAUGCAUAUCAUGGUGGUAGUGCUGGCACAUUGGGAUUGACAGCUCUGAGCACUUGGAAAUACAGCAUAGUUCAGGGUGGAGUCCAUCAUGUUGUGAAUCCAAAUCCAUAUCGAGGGGUGUUUGGCUCUGAUGGAGAGAAAUAUGCAAAGGAUGUUAAAGAGCAUAUUGAUUAUGGAACUUCUGGAUGCGUUGCUGGCUUUAUUGCUGAAACUAUACAGGGCGUGGGGGGAGCUGUGGAAUUGGCUCCUGGAUACUUGCCAGCUGUAUACAAAUAUGUCCGAGAUGCUGGAGGUGUUUGUAUAGCCGAUGAAGUACAAACAGGAUUUGGUCGCACAGGAAGUCAUUACUGGGGCUUUCAAACACAAGGAGUUCUGCCUGAUAUAGUGACCAUGGCCAAGGGCAUUGGAAAUGGGCUUCCAUUAGGAGCAGUAGUAACAACACCAGAAAUUGCAAAUGUUAUGACCCAGCGGAUUCAGUUCAACACGUUUGGUGGAAAUCCUGUUUGCUCUGCAGGUGGUCUUGCUGUUCUCAAUGUACUGGACAAAGAAAAGCGACAAGAACAUUGUGCUUCUGUAGGUUCUUAUUUACUUGAGCGCUUAAGAGCUCUUCAAGAGAAGCAUGAAAUUAUAGGAGACGUAAGGGGAAGGGGUUUAAUGAUAGGGGUUGAGCUGGUGACUGACAGGAAGCUAAAGACUCCAGCAAAGUCAGAGACAUCAAUCUUAUUUGAGAAAUUAAAAGAUUUGGGAGUAUUGGUUGGGAAGGGGGGAUAUGAUGCAAAUGUGUUCAGAAUAAAGCCUCCGAUGUGCUUCACCAAGGAAGAUGCUGACUUCCUUUUGGAUGCCAUGGACUAUGCAAUGUCAGGACUCUGAGUUAUCAUACAUACUUUUGUGGGACAUCUGAAAAUGAUGUGCCAUCAAUUCGUACCUUUGUGCUUUCUUCUUUACUUCAAUGCCUUGGUCACAAGAACUGAUUUUAGAUUUUCUUCUAUUUUCCACUGUUCUUUGACAGCAUAAACACUUUCUGUUUAAAAGGCACUCUGCUGUUGUAUACUUCUCAAAUAAUUAACUGUUAGUACAAUGGUGGGGAGGUUGCCUGCUGAUUCGCUACUCAAGCUUUUGCAUUUUACUGUGUGUUGCUUGAUCAUUUAUAUAGAACAAGGGCAGUUUAUAAAUAUUAUAUUUGUCAUUGACCAAAGUGUCAAUCAA
This is a messenger RNA of Cryptomeria japonica (Japanese cedar), 2277 nucleotides long. RefSeq names its product alanine--glyoxylate aminotransferase 2 homolog 1, mitochondrial. Gene Ontology annotation, cellular component: mitochondrion. The coding region runs from base 526 to 1941 and encodes 471 amino acids. The record is from RefSeq and is a predicted model, not a curated record. The transcript has 9 exons. Gene Ontology annotation, molecular function: L-alanine:glyoxylate transaminase activity; pyridoxal phosphate binding. Lineage: Eukaryota; Viridiplantae; Streptophyta; Pinopsida; Cupressales; Cupressaceae. Gene Ontology annotation, biological process: glyoxylate catabolic process.